Nicotiana attenuata is the source of this 1606-nucleotide messenger RNA. RefSeq names its product alcohol dehydrogenase-like. Gene Ontology annotation, molecular function: S-(hydroxymethyl)glutathione dehydrogenase [NAD(P)+] activity; zinc ion binding. Gene Ontology annotation, cellular component: cytosol. The transcript has 7 exons. The coding region runs from base 136 to 1266 and encodes 376 amino acids. Lineage: Eukaryota; Viridiplantae; Streptophyta; Magnoliopsida; Solanales; Solanaceae. The record is from RefSeq and is a predicted model, not a curated record. Gene Ontology annotation, biological process: formaldehyde catabolic process.
UUCUCAUGCCAAAACACAAAACUCCCAACUUUAACUCUGUUUAAAUUCUCAUAACAUUGUUUCUUUCACCAAGUCAUUUGAACUAAUUAUUUCAACUAGUACUCCUCCUUCUUUUUCUUCUUCUUCUCCAUAAUAAUGAAUUCGGGCGGUCACAAGGUCAUUUCUUGUAAAGCUGCAGUAGUAUGGAAAUCAGGAGAGGAAUUGAAAUUGGAAGAAAUAGAAGUGGAUCCACCAAAUUCUACAGAAGUUAGAAUUAAGAUGAUUUAUGCAAGUCUGUGUGGAACUGAUGUAUUAUGCUGCAAUGGCUUUCCUAAGCCUUUGUUUCCUCGCAUUCCUGGGCAUGAAGGAGUUGGUGUGGUAGAAAGUGUGGGUGAAAAGGUCAAAAAUUUAAAAGAAGGAGACAUAGUGAUACCACAUUUCUUGGGAGAAUGUGGAGAAUGUCCCAAUUGCAAGUCUAAAAAGUCCAAUUUAUGCCACAAAUACCCUUUAAAUUUCAGUGGAUUAUUGUUGGAUGGAACAUCAAGAAUGUCAAUUAAAGGCCAAAGGAUUUAUCACCAUGUUAGCUGCUCAACAUUAUCAGAAUACUUAGUUGUUGAUGAAAACUAUGUUAUUAAGGUUGAUCCUAGGCUCCCUGUUGAGCAUGCUGCUUUCCUUUGUUGUGCAUUUACUACUGGAUUUGGAGCAACAUUUAAGGAUGUUAAUAUUGAAAAAGGAUCAACUGUUGCUGUUCUUGGUCUUGGAGGUGUUGGACUUGGUGUAGUAGAAGGAGCUAAACAAAAAGAAGCAGCCAAAAUUAUUGGGAUUGAUAUACACGAAAUGAAGAGUGAAAAAGCAAAAAAAUUUGGAAUUACUGAUUUUAUAAAUAUUAAAGUCAGUGAAAAAUCAGUUUCAGAAUUAGUUAAAGAUGCCACUGGUGGACUUGGUGUUGACUACUUCUUUGAGUGUACAAAUGUGCCUGACCUUAUGAUCAAUGAAGCCAUUCAAUCCACAAGAAUGGGUUAUGGGACAGUGAUACUGCUUGGAGCUGGACUUGAGUUAGAUUGGCAAAUGAGUUAUGUUCCUAUCAUGUUUGGUCGAACACUCAAAGGAUCCAUCUAUGGUGGCAUUAGAACUCGCACAGACCUUCCAUCUGUAUUUGACAAAUGUAUUAACAAGGAGAUCAAACUAGAUGAAUUAUUGACUCAUGAAGUUUCACUAAAUGAUAUAAACAAGGCAUUUGAGUACUUGAAAGAACCGAAUUGUGUGAAGGUUCUUAUCAAGUUUUAAGCUCAACCAAUCACCCUACCCGCGUCCUCCAUAAUGGAAGUAUGUCGAAACUUUGAUCUGUUUACUUCCUACUUUAAUAAGAUCAAGACGAGGGGUGAACUUUUACUGGACCUCGAGGAUCGACUUAAACUUGAAACUGCUUCUAUUUUUUGUGAUGGAUAAUGUACUUGCUAUAUAUUAAGGUGGUGUACUGAUGUUAAAGAUUCAAGUCCAGCAGUGUAGAAAGAGAGAAGAAAAAAAAAACAUAUAUUGAGUUUAAGGGAUUGUAUUGACAUUUGUGCUCUAAACUAUGUUAGCUCUUUUGGGAAAUAACAAAAGAAUUUGGAAACGUUUAAAGAUA